AUGACAGCAGCAGAAAUAAGAAGUGAGUUAAUGCAGCGAGUACAAGAAGGAGAAAUAGAAGAAGAAAGUAUACCAAAGGAAAGUUGGAAAUAUGCAAUGGCACUUCAGGCAAUUGAAGCAGCAGAACGUUCUUUAGAUGUAGGAGGGUUCUAG
This is a messenger RNA of Funneliformis geosporum, 153 nucleotides long. The record is from the annotation of a GenBank genome assembly. Lineage: Eukaryota; Fungi; Glomeromycota; Glomeromycetes; Glomerales; Glomeraceae.